Apis mellifera (honey bee) is the source of this 6237-nucleotide messenger RNA. Its product is annotated as synaptotagmin-10. NCBI's taxonomy places the organism in Eukaryota, Metazoa, Arthropoda, Insecta, Hymenoptera, Apidae. Gene Ontology annotation, biological process: regulation of calcium ion-dependent exocytosis; calcium-ion regulated exocytosis; regulation of dopamine secretion. Bases 1 to 1440 code for a protein of 479 amino acids. The record is from RefSeq and is a predicted model, not a curated record. The transcript has 10 exons. Gene Ontology annotation, molecular function: phosphatidylserine binding; SNARE binding; calcium-dependent phospholipid binding. Gene Ontology annotation, cellular component: membrane.
AUGGGUGUCGUUAAGACCGCGUCGGAGAGCGUCCUCGAGGACAACGUGGUCCCAAGCGAGGAAGCGAAUUAUUCCGUGCAAGGUUAUGCCGAAGAAUGGACGGAAACGUUCCCGUAUCAACUGCUGGUCGGAACAGGAGUGGCGUUGAUGGCUCUAUUACUGCUGGCUGCUGUGAGUUUUCAAUGUUCUUCCACCUGGCAAUGGUUAAUGAGGGUGAGACGGCACAUGAAGGAGGAGGACGCCGAGAGCGACUUGUCGCAACAGAACGCUAUACGUAUCAGUCAUUCUCUGCCGGAUCUCCAAUCUGAGCCGAUCACUCAUGAGUACGUCCAAGAGCAAAAGGAUAGCAAAAAGGUAUUGCGCCAGACAACUUUGCCCAUUGUCCCGAUGAGGCACCAGAGCUUUCAGAGGCAGCUCUCUCAUCGCCUCGAUCUCCCCAUCAAAUUCAGCAUCUAUAGUCUGGAUAAACGUAGCGAUUCCAACCUUGGUUUAAUCAAGCCGGAACUUUACAAAAAGGAAUUGGGAGACGAUGCUGAGAGCGCGAGCAUCACGGAAAUGGAGUACGCUGGCAAGCUGCGUUUUGCUCUGCGCUAUGACAAGGAGAUGGAGGGGUUGGUGGUCAAAAUCCUAGAGGCUCGAGAAUUGCCUGUGAAGGAUGUGACAGGCAGCAGCGAUCCCUAUGUGAAGGUAUACCUUUUGCCAGAUCGAAAGAAGAAAUACCAAACUAAAGUGCAUCGAAAGAAUCUUAACCCUGUAUUCAACGAAACUUUCAUAUUCAGCAUGUCGUACGAGGAAUUGAAGGAGCAGUAUCUUCAAUUUUCUGUUUACGACUUUGAUCGAUUCUCCCGAAACGACUUAAUUGGACAAGUGGUGCUCAAAGAAUUGCUGGACUGCACUGAACAGGAGAUUGAAUAUACAAUGGAAAUUCUGUGCGCCAUGCAGGACAAAGUGGACCUAGGAAAAUUGAUGCUGUCUCUCUGCUAUCUACCAACUGCUGGUCGGCUAACAGUGACUGUAAUUAAAGCGAGAAACUUGAAAGCCAUGGAUAUAACGGGAUCGUCAGAUCCGUACGUGAAAGUGUACCUGCUGUGCCAAGACAGACGGAUCAAAAAGAAGAAGACCUCUGUGAAGAAGAACACUUUGUUCCCGGUGUACAACGAGAUCCUGGUGUUCGACGUGCCCGCGGAAAAUAUCGAGGACGUCAGCCUCAUAGUGAAAGUGAUCGAUUACGACAGGAUCGGCUCGAACGAGUUGAUGGGUUGCACGGCGAUCGGCGCCGAUUUCAUCGGUAUCGGACGCGAGCAAUGGCUGAAGAUGUUGGAGAACCCGAGGAAACCUGUGACGCAAUGGUACCCGCUCAUGGAAACCAUCCCUGGACACAUCCCAUCCGUGAGUUCGGAACCCCUUCCAGUUAGUUUGAGCUGCUUGAACAGCAGAUGAAAACAGCACGGUUGGGAUAAGUAUCGCGAGAAGUCGCAGUUCUUGCCGGAUGUCGGCUUGGGCGUUGUUUCCUUCUGUCGUCAUUUAAUGCACACCGCUUGACUGACUUAAGUACAAUUUCUAUCUCAUCAAAAAAAAAAAAAAAAAAAAAAAGAAAAAAGAAAAAAAAGGAAGAAGGUUGGGAAGAAGCACACAAAAAAGCAUCUAAAAAUAUUAAAAAAAGAAAAAAGGGGAAUGAAAACAAACAAAAAAAUAAAUAAAUAAAUAAAGAAAAAAAACACACUCUGUGCUUUUUGGAGUAUAUACGUGGCGAGAGCGUGAAAUAGUAAACGAGCGAAUAGAUCGUCGUAUCGUCGUAGAAUGUUUCUAAAAAACUUAAUACGAUCGAAGAAAGGGGAUGAAAGGGGAGGCUGCUCAAAACUUUAUCUUUGAAAAAGACAAAGAGAGGGAGAGAAUAAUAAAAAUAAAUAUAUACGUAUAGGUAAAUAAAAAAAAAACAAAAAAAGAAAAAAAAAUUAAGAAAAAGAGAAAGAGAGAGAGAAAGAAUAAACAAGAGUUAGAGAUAAUGAGAAAGAUAGAAAAUAAAAAAAGAUAGAAUAGUUUAUUUUUUGAGAACGAAUCCAGGCUGGCCCUGUGCAUUCAAGCGUACACACAAAUACGAAAUAUAUAGUUUAUCAAUUAUUAUAUAUAUCAUACAUACAUACAUACAUAUAUAUUUUAUCAACGAGAAUAAAUAGUUACAUUGACUAUUACCAACCCAAAUAAAUGGUUGUGAAGGAAGUCUCGAAUUUUUACAAAUCAAAAUGGCGGGAAACGCUGCUCCGAUAGUUUUCGGGGAUUGAAUAUCCCUCGCAUCCCUUGUUUCCGCUCGAACAAUUCCAGCACGAUGUAGGGAUCCGUAUAGAUCCGCGUUCAAAUUUUUACGUACGUAUAUUGGAAAAUAAUUGUCUGGCUGAACAGUGAGUCGAAAACUGAAAGAAAAAUCUUCGUUUCGAAAUAAAUCAGCGAGGCGCGGACAAAAGGAUCAUCGGGCGAUCUAAUACGAAUACCUAUAGAAUAUGGCGCGUGAUUUCUCAACGAAAUUGCUCCACGAUCUCUCGUAAUGCUCGUCGUCUAUUUUCAAAUUUAUUUUUACACUACACUUUUUCAAUAUAUUCUUUAAUAUAAUUAAAUUAAAUUCUACAGUUUCGAGCAAAUGAUUCAAUUUUUCUAUUUUUAUCUUAAUAAAAUUAUCGUUUAAUUCUUUGAUAAAAAUAGUUAAAAUUUAGAGUUUCAAAGUUUUCUUGAUAUAAAGAGGAACAAAUAAUUUGAUCAAAGUGAUAUAAUUUAUUGGAAUAAUCCGUUAUAAAUGAACGAAUGAUAUGAUCGGAUCGUCUAUCUUGUCACGAAAACGUGCAUUACGAAUAUUUAUAAAAUCGCGCAAGCACUGGUAUCAGCAUCGCAUAAAUUUAAUUUAACGCGACGUGAAACAUAUGCGGUUGCCUAUUACCCAUGUACAUGUGUAAUGUUAUUAUAGCUCAGCUAUUAGCUUUCGAUACGUGAAAUAAAUAAAUAUAGUACGUAUAACAAUAAUCGCUUUCAAUGGUGGCCACAACCGCGGUUAGAUCCACAACCGUGUUAAUCAAACACCUCUUUCGUGCUUCCGAAGUUAAUUGUUUCUGUCGAUCAAUUUAUGCAUGAAAUUCGCUAAGGUCGAAAUGUUCCAAGGACAAUAACCAUUUAACCGGAUAGAUUCUUCUCGACGUAGACUUCGAAUAGAGCAAUAUAUUUCCUAAACGUAAACGUAUCCAUUAAAAAAUAUCCAACAAAUGGGAAGCGAGCGAAAAAAUAAGAAAAAAAAAAGAAAGAAAAAGAAAGAGAGAGAGAGAGAAAGUGGAAGAAAGAAAAAAAAAGAAAAAAAGUAAAAAAAGUAAAAAAAAAAAGUAAAUGAUUAGAUGUAGAGGAAGACAACGUUUACUAAUUCACGCUCUUACGCCAAUUGUUCGCGCAAAUGUUCUUAUUCAACGCGAUAAGUGUUUCCACUUAAAAAGCUCGUCGAUAUGUGGACACCGCUUGUGAUAACGCACCCGAAGUACGUGCAUCAUUCACGAGAAACUGAGACGAGAUGCGAACACAGACACAAGAGAAUGCAUCUGCUUAUUCAUUUAUGUCUCGUACGAACGUUGGAGGUAAUUUCUAUUAUAGCGUUUGUCUACCUCAUCAUCUGUCCUUUUCCCGCCAAAAGGAAGAAAGGAUUUCUGAAAGAAGGAUAGAAGAUAACUUUUCAGAAGAUAAGAUUACUUGACAGACGAUUUUGCUUGCUGAAAUUCGUGAAAUUUAUUUAUAAGUUAGUUGGAAUUGGGAAAAUUUUUACUUUGUUGAGCAAAGCAUCAUAAAAUAAAAUUUAAUAAUAACUCGAAGUAACGAGUUACAUUGAUUAAUUUACAAUUAUUUCAAUAACGGCUUGAAGAAAAAUUAUAGAGUGAUAAAAUUAAAAAGAAAUACUUCGAAACGAACAUUUAUCCAAGAUGUAUCGAUUAUUAUUAUGUAAUAGGGGUUCGUGUGUAUAUUGAAUAAAAAUGUGUGCACGUGCGAAGGGGUGCGUCGAGUGAGAGAAGAGUGAAUCGAUGCGAACGAUGCGGAGUAUUUAUGAUAUCGCACAAUUACGUUCGAUUAAUAAAAUGUAUAUCAAAAAAAGAAUAAAUAAAUAAAUAAAUAAAAAAACAAAAAAAAAUAAAAAAAAGAAGUACUCACGUGUAUAAUUGUAAAAUUCGAGAACGCGUAAAAUGGCACCAAUAAUUGUUUCGCGUCUAAUGAUAAGCUCGGUCAAUCGCGAUGGCUCGUAGUUUCAUAUCGAUCAGUCAUGAAAAAUUGACUGAGAUUGCAAUUCUGGAUACACAUGGGCGUCUUUGGAAAAUAGAUGGAUGAAGGAGAACAAUCUACGUAAAAUGGAAUUGAUUGUCCUCAGAUAUCAGAUUCGAAUAUCUACAUACAUAUCUUCGAUUAAUCAUUAAUUCUGAUAUGAAUUGUACACUUAGUGUAGAGUAUUAUUUUUGACAAAAUUUUUGACAAAAAUUAUCCUCGAUACCGUUAUCAUUUUGUGAAUGUUUGAAUCUCUAGAGAUCGAGCGAUAUUUCUAAAGACACUCUGUGUUUCGUGUAGCUGGAACGAAUAAUAAAAUAUAAAAUUAUAUAAAUAUCGAAGCAUAGAUUACUUAUACGUGAUGACCAUAAAAAAAAAAGAAGUAUCCUUCGAAUUAUUUGAAGAACAAAUUGUAGCAAAUUAUAAGCGCAGUAGGAUAUGAAAUGUGUCAAAUAGCAUAGUAUCGUAGACAAAAUAGUGCAAAACAUCAAAAGCUUUUUUAGUACUUAAUUCUUUGAAAUGUAUAAAAUACUCACAUACGUAUAUUUGUAUAAUCCUCGUACCAAUACACGUAUCCUGGUCAAUUUGAUCAAUUUGGUUGCCCAAUGAUUCUUUCGAGAAUCCGUUCGAAAUCCUUCGAAAUUCCAGCGACGCCCAUUUCAUUAGUCAUGUAAAACGACAAAAUGAACAAAUACAAGACAAAUUAUACGUUCUCUUUUUCGUACGAUCCACGAGAUUUGUAUCACAGACUGAAUUUAAUUUCGCGACAUAAUUAUCAUGAUGGUCGCAUCAUUUUAGAAAUGAUGCUUGCAGUAGAAUAUAUUAGAAUGUGUUGAGACUGAGGAAAAAAAAAACGUUUUUCUAUGCAUGCAAGAAUCAGAUCAUAAGAAGAAAUCGAUGAUGAUUCGUCUAGCAAGCUAUUGAAAAAGUAUGUCUCUAAAUUUAUAUAUUACUAGAAAAAGAAAGAAAUGAAAUAAAAUAAACAAAGAAAAGAAGUUAUAUAUCAGGAAUUAGAAAUUAUUCUACUAUCAAUGCUAUUAGCCAGAACUUCUUUCAAUAGCUUUGUGGUAGUAUUCUUCGCCAAUAAGAUGUUCCACAUAUAUAUAUAUACAUAUAUAUUGAUUAUAUAAUGUUGACUAUAUUCUCUAAUUCUACGUUCGAUUUUUCCAUCCGAUUUUUUUAAUUCUCCUAUUACAUUUGGAUUCACACACGUCACGAAUAAAUUUUCUACUAAAAUUUAAAAAGAUUGUACAAUUAGAAUAAGCUUUCGAGAACGUAAUAGGAGAGUAAAAAAAUAAUCGCAAUUGUAUCCUGAUUUCUCUGUCGACAAGAAGGAAAUUGGAUUAAACGUUAAUUUUAAGUCGGGAAUAUCUUUCUGUAACCAUCACUUUGGAUACAAAUUAUUACUUACAUUUAAAUGUCAUCGUCAGUUCUCUUCAAUUUCAUACUUUUCUAUUCAUUCUUAUGUAUUAUUAAUAUGCGUAGAUGUUCGAAAUUAACGGGUUACUUUUUUUUUAAAGGCGCAUCGUUCACUUCGCAUCGUUCAAUUGGCCAUUUGUCAGGCCAGUGAGUUAUCUUCGAAGUAAUAUUCUCACAAAUAUCGAUCGUGGAUGAACGAUAUUUGGAGCGCGUAUGCAUAUCACACGACGAAACACGUACGAAUGGACGAGCGUUGAUCACGAAUUAUUAGAGAUUUUUAUUUUUUUUUUUUUUUUUUUUAUUGAGCGAGAGAAGAGCAACCAAAGAGAAACCUCUGUUUAAAGUCUACUCUGUUCAUGAAAGUGAUAUAAAAUAAUCGUAUAUUUAAUCGAAUAUGCAGGCGAGUAAACUUAAGUAACCAGGUACCGCUAGAAGCACGUAUUUUCUAACGAGUGUGUAUAAUCUAUACUGUAUAUUCGGGCAAGCAGAUGCCCCUUGCGAUUGUGAAUGAAAUAAAUAAAUCGGUACCAUAUAGAA